Miniopterus natalensis is the source of this 2519-nucleotide messenger RNA. The record is from RefSeq and is a predicted model, not a curated record. Lineage: Eukaryota; Metazoa; Chordata; Mammalia; Chiroptera; Miniopteridae.
UUGCUAAGGGGAAUUUGCGCUUUCCCCCAUUUCUUUUUCUGUCUCUCUUCCUCUUUCUUUUUCCUGGUCAAGGUUUUAAAUAUACCAAGAAGUUGAGGAGCAGGAUGGUCGUGUACAACUGUUUCCAGCCAAAAUUAUAGAGAUUUUUUUUCUUUUUACUAUCACAUUUUAAGAACUGAAUACACCGCCUGUUGUCCAGGCUCCUCUGAUCACCCUCUAUGAGAAAGAAAAGUGAAUCCAAAGAGGCCAGUGCUUCCUACCAAACUUGUGAAGUCCAGUUGACUGGGGAUAUCUUUUAGAGCAGCCCAGCAGUGUGAGCGUGGUUGUUCCUCGUUUCAUCAACCAUGUCCUUCAGUGCCACCAUUCUCUUCUCCCCUCCCAGUGGCAGUGAGGCCAGAUGCUGCUGCUGUGCCUGUAAGAGUGAGACUAGCGGGGGCAACACAGGCUCUCAGAGUGGGAAUCCUCCUUCCAGCACCCCUAUCACAGUGACUGGACAUGGCCUGGCAGUUCAGAGUUCAGAGCAGCUCCUGCAUAUCAUCUACCAGCGGGUGGAUAAGGCAGUGGGUCUGGCUGAGGCUGCUCUGGGCCUUGCCAGGGCUAACAAUGAAUUGUUAAAACGUCUCCAAGAGGAAGUGGGUGAGUUGAGGCAAGGGCAGGUAUCCACCCCCGAUGAAGAUGAGGACAGCCGGGCACAUGGUUCACCACUUGAGCCUGGGCUUCUCAAGGAGAGUCCUGGGGAAGGUUGCAAGGCUGUGUCUGCCGUGGAAGAAGAGGAGUGUGACAGCGUGGGCAGCAGUGUGCAGGUGGUGAUCGAACAGCAGCUGGGAGCAGCCUUGGCUGUAGGGCCUGGGCCUUUGGGCUUCCCAGCCCCUCAGAGGGAUAUGCGGCUCCCGGGAUGUGCCUUGGCUGCCAGCGAGGGGGUCCCGAUGCUCAAUCCUCUGGUGGAUGAUUAUGUGGCCUCUGAGGGUGCAGUACAGCGGGUGCUGGUCUCUGCUUAUGCCAAGCAGCUCUCACCAGCCACACAACUGGCAAUUCAGCGGGCAACUUCAGAGACAGGGCCAGAAAAUGGAACCAAGCUGCCACUGCCUCGCCCUGAGGACAUGCUCAGUGCUGCUGCUGCGCUGGAAGGUGCCUUGGAAGAAUCAGGCCCAGGGGCAACUGGGGAGCUGAGACACUCUCUAGGGUUUACUGCUUCCCCAUGCAGGACCAGAGGGAGUGGGCAGAAGAACUCCAGGCGCAAGCGGGAUCUGGUACUCUCUAAAUUGGUCCACAAUGUGCAUAACCACAUCACCAAUGACAAGAGAUUCAAUGGGUCUGAAAGCAUCAAAUCCUCUUGGAAUAUUUCAGUAGUGAAGUUCCUUCUGGAAAAGCUCAAGCAGGAGCUGGUGACCAGUCCCCACAAUUACACUGAUAAGGAGCUGAAAGGUGCCUGUGUAGCCUACUUCCUUACUAAGAGGCGUGAGUACCGCAACUCCCUGAACCCCUUUAAAGGCCUGAAGGAAAAAGAGGAGAAGAAACUUCGAAGUCGCAGAUACCGGCUUUUUGCCAACCGAUCCAGUAUCAUGAGGCAUUUUGGACCUGAGGACCAGCGCCUAUGGAAGAACGUGACAGAAGAGCUGAUGUCAGAUGAAGAGGACAGUCUUAAUGAGCCUGGUGUCUGGGUAGCCAGGCCUCCCCGAUUCCGGGCCCAGCGCCUCACAGAGCUCUGCUACCAUCUGGAUGCCAACUCUAAGCAUGGCACUAAAGCCAACCGUGUAUAUGGGCCUCCCUCAGACCGAUUACCUUCUGCUGAGGCCCAGCUCCUUCCACCAGAACUUUAUAAUCCUAAUUUCCAAGAAGAGGAAGAUGAGGGAGGUGAUGAAAAUGGACCUAUCUCCCUGUCUUUUGACCAGUCCCACAAAACCUGCUGUCCUGACUUGAACUCAUUUAUUGAAAUCAAGGUGGAAAAGGAUGAGUGAAAUCUAUAACCAAGAGUAGCUAUGGCGUCUGCCACUCCCCAUGUCCCAGAAAUGGCUAUGGGGCUUCCUAGAAUAAUGAUAUGUCCUCUUCAGUAUGAGAAAGCAAGUCUGCCUCUCUUAUUAACAUAGUCCCUACUGGAAGUUGAAGCUGGCACCUCUGGUGGAAUGAAAGGACUUACCUGAAAGGGGGAAAACUCACCCCAUUGUGAUUGGCAAGCCAGAAAAUGCUUAUUUCUAAGCAUAAACAGUGCCUCAGAAGAGCCUGGGAUGAGAAAAGGAGGAGAAUGGGUCUAAGAAACACGAGGCCUUCUAGACAUAUGCCGGGUCUCUGAGUUUUUUGUUUUGUUUUAUUUUUCGGGUUUCACUCAAAGCUCUUGGGAAGCAGCCCUGGCUGCACCUUCUGCUUUCCCAAGACUGCUGGUCUUGCUCUGCAGUGGAAGCAGCACUGGACCAGUCCAGGGUAAUACUGCCACCUGGUGGGAAGUUUCAGUCAUGGGCUUCAUUCUGAGCAGAAAGGGCUCCAUUCCUUUUUGGAAAUUAGGAUGUAGUUUUAUUGAAUUA